This is a messenger RNA of Erinaceus europaeus (western European hedgehog), 267 nucleotides long. RefSeq names its product protein WFDC9. The coding region runs from base 1 to 267 and encodes 88 amino acids. The record is from RefSeq and is a predicted model, not a curated record. Lineage: Eukaryota; Metazoa; Chordata; Mammalia; Eulipotyphla; Erinaceidae. The transcript has 3 exons.
AUGGAACCUCGGGCUCUGCUACUUAUGUUCAUCUAUGAGUCUGUGAUGCCUCUGCCUGUGCAAGGAGACUUCAGGAGUAAAUCUUCUGGAAACAGAGAAAUUAGUCAGUGCUGGGUACAGCCUCCGGAAGACUACUGUGCUAAAAGGUGCACUAGAUUGGAGAAGUGUUCAUAUCCAAAUCAUACAUGCUGUUGGACUUAUUGUGGAAACAUCUGCUUGGACAAUGAUGAGCCCUUUAAAUCCAUGAUGACCACCAGUUCUAGUUAG